AUGCCGACGAUCUUGCAACGAAGGAAGAUGGAGGACAAGCCUUUCGAAAAGAUCCUCAACUUUCGGGACGUGGGGAAGACGAUCAAUGGAUUCUUAGGGGAGAAGUCGCACUCGCUCUCUUCAAGUCACUGGAGACCCCGUAAUCUCAUCUCGACCGAACCCCCUUUGCGCCUCGCUAACCCACCCCCCAGAACCGAACAUGUCAACCGAGCCAAGAAGCGAGAGCGUGACCUUAAGAACCCAGCCCUCUUGCAAGCCAACGACGCCCUGGCCGAACCCAUCGAGAUCCCGGGCAUGAAAUACCUUAUGAUCAACGUCAAUGGCAGAGGGUUUGAGCGGAGCAUGCUGUGGAAGUUGAAGUUCUGGAGUUUCAUGUCCGUCCCCCCAUCUCCCCCUCUCCGCGCCCGAAGAAAAAGAAGAAAAAGAAGAAAAACCCCCCCCCCUUCUUCCAUCGAGAGAUCCUCCCAAGAGCCCGCACUGAACCUGACAACCCGCAGCAAACUCGUAACCCUAAUGCUCCUCGGCUACCGCAUGCAAGCCAUCUCCAUCCUCGGCCGCGAAGUCAUGCAGCCCCGGGGCCUAAUCGGCCUAGGCCACGACUCCCUCGACAACAGCGGUCCGGAGAUCGCGGAAGCCCUCCUCGCCUUCACCAACGAGGCCCAGACUCCGAUCCUCGUGCACUGCACCCAGGGCAAAGACCGCACCGGCCUCAUCGUCGCGCUCCUCCUCCUGCUGCUCGAGAUCCCCCUGGACGCAAUAACGCACGACUACGUCCGGUCCGAGAAGGAGCUGCUCCCGGAGAGAGAGGCCCGCGUGAAGGAGAUUGAGAGCGUCGGGCUCUCGGAGGAUUUUGCGGCCUGUCCCGAGGACUGGGUCAGGUGUAUGCACGCAUACCUGAAUGAGAACUAUGGCGGCGUGAGACGCUAUCUCAGGAGCGUGGGCGUGAGCGAGGUGCAGGAGGAGUCGCUCGUAAGAGGGUUAAGAGCUUAG
Messenger RNA from Drepanopeziza brunnea f. sp. 'multigermtubi' MB_m1, 990 nucleotides. The record is from RefSeq and is a predicted model, not a curated record. Lineage: Eukaryota; Fungi; Ascomycota; Leotiomycetes; Helotiales; Drepanopezizaceae.